Molecule: messenger RNA, 3302 nt
Organism: Polistes canadensis
Lineage: Eukaryota; Metazoa; Arthropoda; Insecta; Hymenoptera; Vespidae
Gene: CenB1A
Product: arf-GAP with coiled-coil, ANK repeat and PH domain-containing protein 2
Exons: 12
Coding region: 290-2989 (899 amino acids)
Cellular component (GO): cytoplasm
Molecular function (GO): GTPase activator activity; protein binding
Source: RefSeq, a predicted model, not a curated record
UUUGCAGAGUUACGUAGGUUGUCAACACUGGAAGACCGAAAGUUGCACUUUCUUCUAACUUCGUUCAUAGUAUUUGACAGAAAAAUGGAGAAUCUGUUGUUCUUUGAUACUUGUUGAAAACAUAAUAAUUAUUAUCGUUAACAUUUUUUUCUUCUAUAGAAAAUUUAAUAUUAAUGAAAAAUCGUGAAAGAAACCAAUUUUGAGAUUAUAUUUCAUCGAACAAAACUGUGUGCUUAUUAACAUUUAACAUACACACACACAACACACAUACACACAUAAUACUUUUAAAAUGAAGCCUUUAAUAGAAUUCGAGGAGUGUUUGCGAGACACACCAAAAUUUCGAUCUUGCAUAGAAGAAGUUGAGAACAACAUAGAUAUUUUGGAACAAAAACUAGACAAGGUAUUAAAGAACUGUAGCACAAUGAUUGAUACUGGAAAAGCUUUUGUCGGACAACAAAGUCAAUUUGCCAACAGCUUAUGGGACUUAUCGUUAUAUUUUAGUAACGAUCCUGAAAUAAUGGCAUUUUUAAAUAAGUUAAUACAUUCUAUGCAAGAAAUGAAUAAAUUUCACAGUAUAUUGUUAGAUCAAGCAUCUAGAACUAUCAUUAAAGAUCUGAAUAUAUUUAUGAAAAGCGAUAUCAAAAGGGUCAAGGAAACGCGUCAUUAUUUUGAGAAAAUAUCUACAGAUUUAGACAUAGCAUUAAACCGCAAUUCUCAAGUUCCAAAAUCACGACCCACGGAAUAUGAGGAAACUUCAAACAUUUUAUCAGCUACUCGAUCAUGUUUUCGUCAUACUGCUCUAGAUUACGUUCAUGCAUUAACGAUGAUACAAACACGCAAGCGACAUGAAAUAUUGGGCUCUCUGUUAACUUAUAUGCAUGCUUGUAUAACUUAUUACCAUCAAGGUAGCGAUCUUGGCCAAGACUUAGAUCCAUUUUUAAAAGAUCUAAGCGAAGAUCUUGUUAGAAUGAGAGAUGACUCAAAUAAACUUGAAAAGGAGAUGGAGAACAGACAUAUUUAUGUUACUAACAGAGAUUUAACUCCUUCGCCUAUACUUGGCAAUCCAAAAAUGGAAGGUUAUUUAUUUAAAAGAACGAGUAAUGCAUUUAAAACAUGGAACAGAAGAUGGUUCUGUUUGAGAGAUCAUCAACUUGUCUAUAGAAAACGAACUGGUGAUGACGAUUAUACUGUCAUGGAAGAAGAUUUACGUCUUUGUACCGUCAAACCUGUAGUAGAUUGCGAUAGACGAAACUGCUUUGAAGUACUAAGCCCAACCAAAAGUCAUAUGCUACAAGCUGAUAGCGAAGAAGCAUACCUAGCAUGGGUAACUGCCAUGCAACAAGCUAUUGGUGCUGCUAUUCAACGAGGAAUGGGUACUUUAUCUACUACUAGUUCGCAAGAACUACAGUUAAGAGAUAUUAAAUGUACACGACCACCACCUAAACCUAAAUCGAGAGUAUGGGAACAGCUAUUAAAAAUUUCUGGAAAUGAUAUUUGCUGCGAUUGCGAAGGAUCAAAUCCAAGAUGGGCUAGUAUUAACCUAGGCAUUACACUUUGUAUAGAAUGUUCUGGUGUACAUAGAAGCCUUGGAGUUCAUUACAGUAAAGUGCGUUCUUUAACAUUAGACGAUUGGGAGCCAGAAAUAUUAAAAGUUAUGGCAGAAUUAGGUAAUACUAUAGUAAAUAACGUAUACGAAGCAUUACCAAUUCCUCCGAAUAUGAUUAAAGCUACACCAAAGUGUAACAGUAACAUACGUGAAGCGUGGAUAAGAGCAAAAUAUGUUGAUCGUAUGUUCGUAAAACCUCUAUCUAAUAUUAUUACAAAUGAACAUUCACCUAAUCAAGAACAAAAACAUUUUCGUAAAUGGAGUGUUCGUAAACUACGCCGUAGACCACGCAGUUAUGAUCUUGAUUCUUUAAACCGAAAUAAGACUAUUUUGAAUUCUUCCAAGGGAGCUUUGUGUUCAAGUUCAGAUGAUAGUAAACAUACAUCAAUAGAAAGUUUAAAUUCUGUUGAAAAAUCAAUAUCGCAAAAAACUGAUACAGUUUCUAUAAAGUCUGAGAAUUCAAGUACCGAUGUAAAAAAUAGUUCAACCCUAUAUACAAAAAUAUUGACUCCAACGCAUAACGAUGUUAAUGAAAAUAACAGUCUCUGCAAAAUCAUUCAUUCGGAGUCAUCAUCAAGCAACGAAGAAGUACUUAAAACAGAUGUUACGAAAUUCGAAGAAAGUGUCAAUGUAUGUGAUAAUAUUACUUCUGAUAUAAACGAUACACCGAACAAUAAAAACAAUGGUUCGGAAAUACAAAAAACUGAGAAGAUUAUGCUAUCCGAUGUAUUGAUGUUUGGUUGUGAUUUACCAAAAUCAAUGAUAGAUGGUAGUUUAGAAUUAAGUUCCGAUCAAGAUUCAACUGCUGGGGAAGAUGAAGAGUUCGUCGAUGAAGAAGACAUUGAAAAUUUACAUUCCGAAAUGUUACUUUACAAAGCAGCGGCAGCACAUAAUUUACCUGUUAUGUGUGCUGCUUUAGCUGCAGGAGCAGACAAAUUGUGGUCAAAUUUUAACGAUAGAGGCCGUACUGCUUUGCAUCAAGCUAUAAUAAGUGGUUCUGUAAUGUCCUGCGAAUACCUUCUAUUAAAUGGUGCUCGUAUCAAUUGUCAAGAUGCAGAUGGAAAAACACCUUUAUACUUAGCUACAGAACUAGGACAUACGGCCCAAGUCUGUUUGCUAUUAAAACAUCGCGCGGAUCAACAUAUUGAAGAUGAAAGUGGUGUAAAGCCUUUGUCGAUUGCAGUAAAAGAAGCUAAUGCUGAUAUUGUUACCUUGUUACGACUUGGAUUGUUAAAUGAAGAAAUGAAAGAUUCUGAAAUAGGUGUUACCGGGGAUGAAACAUUUAAUGAUGUUGUGCGUGACUUUAGUCAAUUAGCUUGUUCGCAUCCAGAACGAUUACAACGACGAAAUGAAAGCAGCAAUAUUCCACAUACACCCGAAUGAAAAAAACUGAAGUUCCCAGGUGGAAAGAAUGGAUAUAUAAAAAAAACAAUUUGUCUUUCAGUUUGCAGGGUAAUGCAAGUAAAAUAUAGAAGAAAGCACGUAAGUAUAAAUAAAAUAUAAAUGUUUGUAUCUCCUACACAUUAAUAAGAAGAAAGUAACUAUGCAUAAAAAAGAAACCAAUGAUGAAUGACAAAUUAAUGAAUCGUUUAUAUUGGUACCUGAGAUUUUCAAAGCAUGUAAACAUAGAAAUGGGUAUCAAAUUUAUAUAAUAUCCGAACUAUUUUCUUUUUGAUUUUGUUUAAAUUAUAAAAAU